UUGGUCUCGUCGACUCUCCGAGGGUACAAUUGUCAGCGAUCAAUCUCGGCGUUUUGUGCAUACGCAGUUGUUCGCGAAACGUCAAUUUGGUGUUGGUUUCGUCCCCUCCUCUUUAUUCUCGUCCUAGGGGGACUUCGAUAAACGAUUGCAGUAGCCAGCUGGACGGUUCGGCCCCUGCGAACUUCAUCGUGGGAUAUUCUCUCGUUUGGGAUAGGCAUUCCAAAGAGCUGCCAAGAUGACUGUCAUCACGAAAGCGAUCACCGAGAAGAAGGCCUCCGACAAAAUGGAGCAGCCAUUGUUUGAUGAGGAAAAUGCGACGGAUAGCUCGAAAGCCGAUCCGGAGGCAGCACGUCCAAAAGGCGAUCCAACUGGUCAUUAUUUCGUUUCCAAGAAAAGCAUCCAUCGUAUACAUGUGACAGCGACAUUUUUGCUCUUUCUUGUCGCACUGAUGAUAUUGAUUAUCGGGGUGAUUGGAGGACUUUAUAUUUACAAACAAUAUGCAAGAACUCAGAUGCGCAGAUUCCGUACUGGUUGGUACAGUAUUCCAUAUGACAGCUCAAACAAGGCAUCUUACGGCAGUAAUGGAGUUCAUCAGGGACUGUUGGCCGACUCCGAUCUGUUCACCAAAAGUCUUACCAGAGCUAUGGAGGAUGCAGUGGAUAUUACAAGACGUAUAGAUCAUGAUAUGAAUAAUUUCUUCAAAGAGAGAUUUGAAAUUGAUCUUGAGAAUGAGCGUUAUGAAAAAAUUGAUGUGCCUGACUUCCGCGGUGGACGUCAAGGGCGUUUUAUACACGAUUUUAACAUUAAUAAAACAGGUAUCAUAGAUAUUGAUGGCCACUGUUGCUUUGUCAUGCCAUUGAAUCGUCAACGUGUAUUGCCACCUCGUAAUAUGUAUGAUCUCCUUAGAAAGAUGUACAAUGGUUAUUACGAAGUGGAUACUGCUAUCGUGCGUGAAACUAUGAAAGUAAUCACACCCCCAAUCACUGACAUGUCAGUUGUUGGAACAUAUAUAGCACGAGAAUGCCAAGACUUGCCUAUUUAUAUGCUAAAAAAAGUGGAUCCUUCUAGUGAUUCAGUUGUGAAACGCAGUGUGUCGAGUGGAGUGUUCGGCCAAUUCGCCGGUAAUAGCAUUAUGGAGGUCGAUAUCGUAAAUCUAGAAGACUUUGAAUGAAGCUAUUGAAAGCAAUUGAGAGAAAAUUUUCAAUUAUUCUAGAAUAUUAACUAUCAGUAGCUCAAUGUAUAAAAGUUAUAUGCUAUCCAGAGCAAACUUAGGUAUACUCCCACACUUAUCAAGACCUUCAUAUUAUGUCUUUCCAUUAUAUUUUUUAUUAGCUCUAGAUGACGAAAUUAUAUAAUGCGAUUAAGUCCGUGGUUUGUUAUUGAGUUGUUAUUAGAAACAUUUUAUGCAUCACGAGGGAGUCCUUUAUAAUAUUAUAAGAGAUUAAGCAUGAAUAAGAGAUUGUGAAAUGAUCGUUCCAAAUAUGCACAAGAAGCCUGAGUAAAAAUAAUGUAUUUGUAUAAAAUGGAAUAUCGUCUGCAAACUAAUUCUUAUAGGGAAAUUAAUAUUUCUUCCAUAUUUCCCGAAAUAUAUUCUGAAAUAUAGCAAGCGCAAUGUUAGUUACACUGUAAUGAAAUGUUUUGCUGCUAUUAUGGAUUCUGAUACACAGCUUCUUGACAUUAAUAGUAAAAUAAUCAUACUCUAAGUUAUUGCGCUUACAAGUGCAAAUCUAUUACAUAUUAUUAUUAAUAUAUUAUAAAUGUAUUUAUGAAUUAUUUAUUUGUGAAUUAUUUAAAAAAAUUUAUCUUUUGUAUUUGGAGCAUAAUGCCUGAUGAGUUUGAAAUGUGCAGUACACAAACUGCCAGUAUCAGAUUUGAAAUAUCUUUUCAGUAUGUGUUUCAAUGAGAAAAAUAUAUUGUUUAUAUAUUGUUUUUAUUAUUGUAAUUAAUAUGUAAAACACGUUACACAUUUAUAAGAUAUACUACUGAGACUAUAUAAAUAUUUUUACAAAAUGUUUGGAUUGAAAAAUGAUAGAAAUUACAAAGUACUGAUUCAAGAAGAUCUUGAUAUUCAGACAUUCCUUAAGACUGUUUAUUUGUUCUGUAUUUCUGCAUUUAUAGUGAGAAGUCACAUGUGUUUCAAUAUAAAUAAUAAUAAUAUAAUAUUGUAUUUUAAA
Molecule: messenger RNA, 2174 nt
Organism: Cataglyphis hispanica
Lineage: Eukaryota; Metazoa; Arthropoda; Insecta; Hymenoptera; Formicidae
Product: integral membrane protein 2C
Exons: 6
Coding region: 236-1171 (311 amino acids)
Biological process (GO): negative regulation of amyloid precursor protein biosynthetic process
Cellular component (GO): Golgi apparatus; plasma membrane; extracellular exosome
Molecular function (GO): amyloid-beta binding
Source: RefSeq, a predicted model, not a curated record